Messenger RNA from Aspergillus tubingensis, 2346 nucleotides. RefSeq names its product diphthine--ammonia ligase family protein. The transcript has a single exon. Gene Ontology annotation, biological process: protein histidyl modification to diphthamide. The record is from RefSeq and is a predicted model, not a curated record. Gene Ontology annotation, molecular function: diphthine-ammonia ligase activity. Lineage: Eukaryota; Fungi; Ascomycota; Eurotiomycetes; Eurotiales; Aspergillaceae. The coding region runs from base 1 to 2346 and encodes 781 amino acids.
AUGUCUACAUCAACUACACCAUCUCUCCCCCUCCCCACAUCCCCCACAAGUCUAAAUGUCAUCGCCUUGAUUUCGGGAGGUAAAGACUCCCUAUACUCUAUUCUCCACUGCAUCCGGAACGGACAUAAGGUGGUUGCGCUGGGGAAUUUGUAUCCGCCUACUUCCACCACUACCACUCGUCAUGAGGAAAAAUCACAAGGAGAUGGCGAUGAUGAGGAAGAUGAGGAAGAAGACAUCGACAGCUUCAUGUACCAAACAAUCGGACAUAGCAUUAUCCCGCAGUAUGAAUCCGCGUUAGGGAUCCCGCUGUAUCGGCAGGAGAUUAUAGGGUCUGCGGUGGAUACGGGGAGGGUUUAUCGUGAUUCUUCUUCAUUAUCAACCGGAGGAGAAGGAGAGGAAGAAGGAGACGAAACCGAAUCCCUCAUCCCGCUCCUCCAACGCAUCAAGGCCGCUCACCCGGAAGCCAACGCCAUCUCUGCCGGCGCUAUUCUCUCCACGUACCAACGUACCCGGAUUGAGAACGUCGCAGCGAGGAUGGGUCUCGUGCCGCUCGCUUGGCUGUGGCAGUACCCGGUGUUGCCUGCGCCGGAGGAGAGGUUUGGUCUUGGGGGAGAAGCGGGUCUAUUGGAGGAUAUGGCUGCUGUUGGGUGCGAGGCGAGGAUCAUCAAGGUUGCGUCUGGGGGAUUGGAUUCGGGGUUUCUGUGGGGAGAUGUUUCCGGGAGGAAUGCGGGUGUUAGGAGGAGGAUUAUCAAUGGGAUGAAGAGGUUUGUGUUGGAUGGUGGGGAUGUGAGGGGCGCGGUGUUGGGUGAGGGUGGGGAGUAUGAGAGUUUGGCGUUGGAUGGGCCGGGUUUUCUUUGGAAGAAGAGGAUUGAGGUCCCCAGGUGGGAGGAGGGCGCUGGGGAGGGGGGUGUUGCGUUUGUGAGGGUUAGGGGGGCGAGGUGUGUGGAUAAGGAUGGGGAUGGGGAUGGGGUGGUGCCGGGGGAUGUGAGGAGGCCGGUGUUGUUGGAUGAGGGGUUUAAGGGGGUGUUGGGGGAGGUAUUGGGGAGUGAGGAGGUGGUAGGGAAGAGGGAGGCAAAGGUGUCGUCGUCUCAAGGGCAGAUGGAGGUGUUGCAGAGUAUGAAUGGUGGCACGUGGGUGGUUGCUAAUAUCUCGGCCCCCGAGGCUGGUCCUGGGGCUGCGGAGCAGAUGGAGGCGAUCAAGGAGAAUAUUGAGGCGAUUCUGGCUUCUACUGGGCGUGAGGAUGGGACUGCGUCUCGGACUACGGCUGAUAUUGUCUUUACGACGGUGCUGCUGCGCUCCAUGGCGGACUUUGCCUUGAUGAAUGGCAUCUACGUCUCCUUGUUCAAGAAGCCCAAUCCUCCGGCGAGAGCUACGGUGGCUUGCGGCGAUAGUCUGCCAGAGGGUGUGAAGGUCAUGGUAUCGGCGGUUGUGGAUUUGGGUCCUCGAGAGCAAAGGCAGGGUCUUCAUGUCCAGUCGCGUUCUUACUGGGCGCCGGCUAAUAUCGGCCCUUACUCGCAAGCCAUGUCGGUUCCCGUACAGGGUUCGGAGCACAUGGUUUACAUUGCCGGACAGAUUCCGCUGGAGCCGGCUUCGAUGGAGAUGAUGAGUGCUUCAGGGGAAGCACUGACGCGGCCGUGGAUUGAGAACUAUGCCACGCGGUCGGUGCUUUCCUUGCAGCAUCUUUGGAGGAUUGGGCACGCUAUGGAGGUUGACUGGUGGCUGGGCGCUAUUGCUUUCUUGGUGGGAGAAGAGCACAUUGAGACACAGGCCCGGCUGGCAUGGAACAUUUGGGAGCGGAUGCAUGCUCGUCAUGAAGAAGAAGACGACGAAGACGGAGAAUCAGCCUUGGAUGUCUGGGAUAUCAAGUAUGGAGGCCGAGCGCACGAGCAAGCCACGAGUCCAUCGACACCUAACUUGCCUAACUUUGGGGUGGUCCAGUCAGACGCUUUGGUUCCUGCGUUUUUCGCAGUCCAGAUAUCAGAGCUUCCCCGAGGAAGUGAUAUCGAAUGGCAGGGUCUGGGGUACAGGUGUGGUGGAUUGCGGAUGGCUGCAGAAGAUACGGAGUAUGGCCGCAAGACCACUGUGUCCACAGAGCAGAACCUCAGUUAUAUCGGCAUUGAGAUCGACAUGGAACAGUCGGGAUCUGAUUUGGACUCGUAUCUGCAGCUUGUCCUGCAGAAGCUGCCUGAGGUGGCAGAAGGUUCUCACGCGAUCAUCUAUACCAGUCAGCCAUUGUCCAAACCUGCGUUCUCCGCGCAGAUUGUUCCCUGCAAAUCUGUCUGGGGAGCGAAAGGACGAGAGUUGGCGGCAGGUGUCAUUAUACAAAGACACACCCCGGCAUCAUAG